GACUCUGCGCAUGCGUGCUGCCCAUUCCGUGUGAAGAUGGCGGCGUGCGGCGCCGAGGCCCGAGUGGGAGAUGUGGAGGAGGACGCUUCGCAGCUUGUCUUCCCGAAAGAGUUCGAGAGUUCGGAGACACUGUUGAACUCUGAAGUUCACAUGCUGCUGGAACACAGGAAACAGCAGAAUGAGAGCGCAGAGGAUGAGCAGGAGCUUUCAGAGGUUUUCAUGAAAACGUUAAACUACACUGCUAGGUUCAGUCGGUUCAAAAACAGGGAGACCAUUGCAAGUGUCAGGAGUCUGCUGUUACAGAAGAAAUUGCACAAAUUUGAGCUAGCCAGUCUGGCUAACUUGUGUCCUGAAACAGCUGAAGAGGCCAAAGCUCUUAUUCCCAGUCUGGAAGGUCGAUUUGAAGACGAAGAGCUGCAGCAGAUUCUCGACGACAUUCAGACCAAACGAAGCUUUCAGUAUUAAUAUCACUGGCUCCAGUCAAUAACUCUUUUCAGUGUUUUUCCAUUGGAAAUUGGCACUGGUGCUUCACACUAGCACCAAGUUGUUUUAAAAAGUGAAGAUGGACAAACUGUGGCUUGAACAGACCAAACAAGUCACACAACCUGAAGACCUGAUAAUCUGCUGGGUUAUUUCUACAUCCAAAAUCACUUAGUAGCACAUUUGACGAGUCCCUGAAUGUAAAUAUACUCUGGAAUUGCUAGAGAUAAGUUAUUUUUUAAUUCAGAUAUCCAGGUGCCCUUGUGUGUCAAUUUUCUAACUGUCACUACUGACAAAGUGAAAUCUUGUAACUCAUUCUCAGCACCCUGGCUCCUUUUUUGUUUCAUAGUAGGAAUGCACGCAGGCUCCUUGGGGAGAGGUUAAGGCCAACUGUGCUCUUCCCUCACUGACUAAAUUCAACUGAGACUGGUUAUGGUCUGAAGAUUGAACCUGGGGAGCGUGCUUACGUUUGGAUGUUGAGGUGAAGGCCUGGUGUCUCAACUCGCUUUCUACAGUUCCAUUAAAAAAUUGACAUAAUUUGAUGUACUAUGUAAAUUUGUCUGGCUGUCGUACUGUUUUUCUAAAUCUAAUUUGCUGUAGAUUCUUCACCUCUAGAAAUGAAGUGGAAAAUGAAAAGAGUUAAAUUGGUACUUCUCUUCACAAGUAGUCGUUGAAAUAAAACUCCUGUGGAGUUGGUCAAAAAGUUUGCAUACUGGAAGUCGUUCAGCCACACAGCUCCAUACCAGUGCCUAUCCCUUCAGCUUGCUUUUCUAGGUUUGUUUUCCACUUCCCCAAGUGAUAUUUUACAGUGCCAGUUAACCAACAAGCAUGUUUUUGGGAAACAAGACAAAGUCAUUGCAUGCAGCAGAAGCCCCAGCAGUCAAAAGAAAACAUGCAAACUCCACAAAGACGGCACCCAUUUAUCAGAAUGGAACCCAGGUUCCUGGAGCUGUGAAGUGGCAAUACGUACUAUGGGCUGUGCCUUACAUUUUGUACUAGCAAUGUUGCUAUCUCAUCUAACCAUUUUAGGACCCAUUUUCAAAACCAGCUUUGCAACUGAGUGAUUAUAAAUUAAGGACAUUUUAUAGGCUUCUGCACACUUUGGCUUUUUUUUGCAGGUAGCAAGCACGUGGUUGAGAUCUCAAUUCAAAUAGUAGCUUACGAGGUGGCAGUUGCGCAUCGAUCCAAAAUAUUCAAGUGCUCCAGCUCCUAUUUCUGCUUUUUGUAUUUGUUCUCUCUGGAUUCAUAGCCAAGUUCUGCUGAUGGCUUUGGGAACAAUGGCUCAGUAAUAAGUAAACUGUUCAAGUCAGCUGUCAAAUCAUAUUGGCUAAAGGCAAUUGUCAAGUCAAUGAAUGGCAGGGCAAAGAAAAUAAAUGGACAUGAGACUGGGCUGUGGUUGAACAAAAAACUAUAAAAAGUGGAUUCCAUUAAAAAAAUAAUAAAGUUAUUUUGAGCUUGUAUGUGUAGCUUAUUCUGGGCUGGAGGGAAUUGAAAGGGACAGUUAUUUAAGUACAUAAAUGAAAGUAAAGUGGGAUCCUUGAGAGGCUCAAUUUUUGAAUGCUGAUGAGCACUUUAUGUAUUUAGUCGUUUGCUCUUUUGGUGUUCAGUAAAACGAUGUUCACAUAGUUCACUGUUUGGAGAGAGGGAAAAUACUGAAGAUGCUGGAAAUAAGAUGUAAAAAAAAAUGUAAGAAAUUGCAGACUUGUCACCAACUGUGGCAAAAGAAUAAUUAAACUGUUUU
Messenger RNA from Mobula hypostoma (lesser devil ray), 2221 nucleotides. It is a transcript of the gene polr2d, whose product is annotated as RNA polymerase II subunit D. The coding region runs from base 37 to 465 and encodes 142 amino acids. The record is from RefSeq and is a predicted model, not a curated record. Gene Ontology annotation, molecular function: nucleotide binding; translation initiation factor binding. Gene Ontology annotation, biological process: transcription initiation at RNA polymerase II promoter. Gene Ontology annotation, cellular component: RNA polymerase II, core complex. The transcript is spliced from 4 exons. Lineage: Eukaryota; Metazoa; Chordata; Chondrichthyes; Myliobatiformes; Myliobatidae.